AUGAAGAACGGCACAUUAGAAUGCAGUGUGUGCCAUUCAAAAUUGGUUUCUCCAAAUUCUAGAACAUAUUCGAAGGCGUAUGAUCGACAUAAAAACAGGGUUUCAUCGAAGCAGCGUGCCCUUAAUGUACUUUUGGUUGUUGGCGAUUGUGUCCUAGUUGGUCUACAGCCAAUUUUGGUUUAUAUGUCCAAGGUGGAUGGGAAGUUCAAUUUUAGCCCUCUUAGUGUGAACUUCUUAAUAGAGGUUGCGAAGGUCCUGUUUGCAAUCAUUAUGCUUUUGUUCCAGGCAAGGCAUCAGAAAGUUGGAGAGAAGCCCCUUGUAUCAAUUUCCACAUUUGUACAGGCAGCUCGUAACAAUGUUCUUCUUGCUGUUCCAGCUUUUCUAUAUGCUAUCAAUAACUAUCUAAAGUUCAUCAUGCAGUUAUAUUUCAAUCCUGCAACUGUGAAGAUGCUGAGCAAUUUGAAGUGGGAAGCUCUUGCUUUGUUGCUCAUUGGAAUAAGUGUAAAUCAGCUGCGCUCUUUACCUGAAGGUACCACCGCUAUGGGCCUUCCAGUUGCAACGGGUGCAUACGUCUACACAUUGAUCUUUGUGACCGUGCCAUCUAUGGCCUCUGUCUUUAAUGAAUAUGCUCUGAAGAGCCAAUAUGACACAAGCAUAUAUCUUCAGAAGUACUCUUCAACAGUCGCAACAAUCUUCACAGGCUUUGCAUCUGCUGCAUUGUUUGGUCAUACUUUGACCAUAAACUUUAUGUUAGGAAUUUCUAUUGUGUUCAUCUCGAUGCACCAGUUUUUUUCACCGCUUGCAAAAGUGAAGGAUGAACAGCAGAAUGGAAUGACAGAACUAAGGGAUGUUCCUGAGAAACUCAAGUCAAAAGAUUCGUUCCUAGAUUUGGCAGCCGCAGCAAAUGAAGAGGAAUUUUUGUGGAAAGAAUUCUUUUGGCAGGACUUGUUGGAUUGA
Molecule: messenger RNA, 957 nt
Organism: Dovyalis caffra
Lineage: Eukaryota; Viridiplantae; Streptophyta; Magnoliopsida; Malpighiales; Salicaceae
Source: the annotation of a GenBank genome assembly